Messenger RNA from Bombina bombina (fire-bellied toad), 2061 nucleotides. Its product is annotated as keratin, type I cytoskeletal 18-like. Bases 22 to 1932 code for a protein of 636 amino acids. The record is from RefSeq and is a predicted model, not a curated record. Gene Ontology annotation, molecular function: structural molecule activity. The transcript is spliced from 9 exons. NCBI's taxonomy places the organism in Eukaryota, Metazoa, Chordata, Amphibia, Anura, Bombinatoridae.
CCUGCCUGCUGUAAGAGAAUAAUGGCUGCUGUAGCUUAUACCAGAACAUCCCCUGCCAGCCUCUCUCACUAUGGAAGGCCCAAGGCGUCCUAUGCGGUGUUGUUAUCCAGCUCCUCUAGCCCCCUCCCCCAAGGAGCUAUCAAUGAGAAGGAGCACAUGCAGGAGCUGAACAGCCGUCUGGCCACAUAUUUGGAGAUGGUUUCUAAACUGGAAAAAACAAACUCAGAACUGGAGCUCAAAAUCCGAGAAAGAAUAUCAGAAGGCAAACCUAGGAUUAGAGACUACAGCAAACAGUUUGAGAUCAUUGAGACCCUGAGGAGACAGUAUUAUAUUACCUCCAUUACCCCAGCUGGUGUACUUUUCAAAAUGAGUAAAGAAACGGAUCUAUUUAAACUAAGAUCCACAAUUUAUGAUAGUCUAAGUAAUAUAUUUGAAGAAGAAGAAACUAUAGUCCAAAAUGAAAACAAAAACCAACAAAUUAUUAGAAAUGAAAGCCUAAAAGACUUGAUGAAAGAAUUAGAGAACAAAUUAUUAAGUGAAAUGAGACAAAAAAUCGAAUAUGCCUCUCUUAGCAAAUACAUUGAAGAGAAGUUAGUACCAAGAGGGUUGAGAAUAAAGAAACAAUGUUCAUUUAAAAUAGAAGAUGAAAUAUUCAUUAAAAAAUGGAGAGAAAUUUUAGAAGAAGCAUCAAUAAAAUUAAUGGAACUAAUUAAAGAAUUCAGAGGAGACACCCUAAUUAAACUAGGAAACCAAAUAAAUGAACUAGAAGCUAAAUUAGAACAUUUUAAAAAGGAUAAAGAAUUUCUUGAAAGGGAACAAAUCAUAAAAGAUCUGCUUAAAACUACUAAAAAAGAAUUAAUUGAAAUAAAGAAAAGGAAAUUAGAAAGGGACAGAGACGAUUACACUCAUUUUAAAGGUAAAGAAGGUGAACAAUAUUUCAGCACACAUAAUUGGAGAUACAAUAAAUUUCAAAAUACCACAAUUGAAAAUAAUGAUAAAAUCAGAGAUGAAGUUAAGAAACAAAGGGAGGAGAAAUUCAACCAAACACAACAAGUAAAUUCUGAAAAACAAGACCAUAAGUGGAGCUCUGAGAGUGCUAUACGUCAGUCCGUGGAAGGGGAUAUUGGCUCAUUAGUGAGCGUAAGGAACAAUCACCAAUCUAUCAACGAGGGUUUGCGUAAUGAGGUUGAGAUUCUGCAGAAUGAGUUACUCGCCUUAAAAAAACAGCAUGAACAGGACCUUGCUGUCCUCAGAGAAUCGCUAGCCAAGGGAAAAGUGAGCGUUGAGGUAGACGCUGUGCAAGGCCCAGAUCUCAACUCCAUUUUGGCUGAAAUCCGUUCGCAAUAUGAGGAUAUAAUGAAAAAGAAUAAAGAAGAGGCAGAUGUUUUGUUCCAGUCCCAGUCUGAAGCUCUGAGUGUGCAAGUGGAGCAAGAGGACCGAGCAGUAAAGUCUGCGCAGGAUGAACUGAGGGACAAAAAGAGCCUCCUGCAAGAGCUACAGCUGUCGCUAGAGACAUUGAACAACCAGGUUAACACCCUGAGUGGUAAUGUCCAGGACACGGAGCUCAGAUACAGAGCAGAGCUGGAGAAGUUGCAGAGCCACGUGACACAGCUAGAGAAGGAGAUGGCUGACGCAGCACGCAAUAUGCAGAACAACAAGUUGCAGUAUGAAGCUCUGCUCAGAAUUAAGGAGACGCUAGAAGCUGAAAUUGCUGAGUACAGACGUCUGCUGGAGGGGGAGCCGCAGGAAAAGGUGAUAAUUCCUGAGCCCAAACAACCUGACAUCAGAACUAAGAAGAUAGUUAAGAUUGUUACCCAGACUCUUGUGGAUGGGAAAAUCGUUGGAGAAUCCAGCGAGGUGGAAGAGUUUGAGAACGCAGAGAAAAGCAAAGCAAACAUACUAAAUAUUGCUGUCCCUAGAGGUUCUCAGUAACUUGUUUUAUAAAAUGAUAUUUGUGCCCAGUGUUCUGAGCAGAAUCAUAUAAUCAUGUUGUGCUACCCUAAUACAGAAGCGUGUAACUAAGUAAUAAACCCCAGAUAUGAAACCGAGCCCACAAACACA